Vitis riparia (riverbank grape) is the source of this 751-nucleotide messenger RNA. Its product is annotated as putative invertase inhibitor. The coding region runs from base 6 to 545 and encodes 179 amino acids. Lineage: Eukaryota; Viridiplantae; Streptophyta; Magnoliopsida; Vitales; Vitaceae. The transcript has a single exon. Gene Ontology annotation, molecular function: enzyme inhibitor activity. The record is from RefSeq and is a predicted model, not a curated record.
UGGCAAUGGCACACCCAAUCCCUGUCUCCUUCUUCCUUGUGACCACCCUUCUGUUUUUCUUGAACCAUUCUCUUUCUCCAGCCCAUGCAGCAUCAGAACUAGUGGAAGGAGUCUGCCAUGAGUCCCAAAGCUAUUCAUUCUGCAUUCAGGCUCUGGGGUCGGAUCCCAAAACUCCUGCAGCGAAGGACUACAUGGAUCUGGCCGUGAUUGCCCUCAAAUUGGGGAUUUCAAAUUCAACUGCCACUCGCUCUUACAUUAGUCGCUUGUAUAAGAACCCAAAGACGGAUCCCAGAAAGAAGCCUGCUCUCAAGGGCUGCUUAUCUGGUUAUGAUGGAGCGGUUGGAUCCUUCAAAAGUGCUUUGGGGGAACUGAAGGAGGAUCCUUUGACUGCAAACUAUGAUGCCAAGGUUGCUAGUGAUGGUGCAGUGCUUUGUUCGGAUUUCUUGGCUUCUGCUGGGAUUAAGGAUUCAUCAAUUUCUGAUGGGAAUCGUUUCACUUCAUCUUUCAGUAAUAUUGCAUUUGUGAUUACAAACCACCUGGGCUAAUUAAUUAAUAGCUACUUCUGGUUUUUCUUUUUUCCUUUUUCUUCUUUCCCUCUGCAUAGGAGUUUAUGCGUUUCGAUUAGAGCCAUAUUUUAUGGUUACGAUUCUAUCAUGUCUUUUUCAUUCGGUUGAAGAUCGAUUUUAUGUGCUUAUGACCUCCAAGGCCAUGAGAGUGCGCUUCUGAGAAGUGCAGUCACUUCAGCAUACCA